Heterotrigona itama is the source of this 1120-nucleotide messenger RNA. NCBI's taxonomy places the organism in Eukaryota, Metazoa, Arthropoda, Insecta, Hymenoptera, Apidae. The record is from the annotation of a GenBank genome assembly.
AUGCUCUCGCCAAUUGUAAUACUUCUUGCUAUUGGAAUUGCGGUCGCUGAAGAUUGUAAAGGAUGUGUUUCUUUGGAUUCUUAUUCCUUUGAUAAGGUAUCUUAAUUUUCGCAAAUGUACAUAUAUUUUUUUCUUUUUUAAGAGAUCAGAGAUAUGAACUUUACUUAUCCGAUUCUUGUGUAAGAUUGCCGAACUAGUUAUUUAAAAACGAAUAAAAGUAAUUUAUUUAUUCGUUUGUUUUUCUUUAUUUUGUUAAUUAGACAACUUAGUCUCAUGGUUACAGAACGCUUAGUUAAGUUAGAGGCAUGUUUGUAUUGUAAACGUAAAAAUUUAUAAGAUAGAAAUAUAAAUAUAAAACGAAUCAAUUAUAUUUCAGUAUACAUUGUCUGUUAAUAUCUUACAGAAAACGAUAAAGCAGAUUAAGCACAGACUGUCCACUUUUUUUUACGAAUCUGUUAUUGAUUUAGGCAUGUUCUUGUAAAUAAAAAUAUUUAUGAAAAAUAUUCUUUGCUCGUAUAUAACAAGUAAAAUGUUCGUGAUAUAGGUGAUACCGAAAUUCAAAACAGCAGUUGUUAAAUUUGACGUGGCAUUUCCGUAUGGGGAGAAACAUGAACAGUACGCACAGAUAGCCGCGGCAACAAAAAACUCUCACGAUCUAUUGGUUGCUGAAGUGAGAGUAAAAGAUUAUGGCAAUAAAGAUAAUUCUGAUCUCGUCGCUCGUUAUAAAAUAAAGUCCGAAACAUUUCCCGCCGUUCUUCUAUUUCUUCAAGGAAAAACAGAACCAAUUCCAUUCGUUGCAGAGAAAGAAACGGAUUUUACCGCGGACAAUAUUAAGCGAUUUAUUAAAAUGAAGUCCGGAGUGUAUCUUGGUCUUCCUGGCUGCGAAAUAUUAAACAAGGCCAAAGUAUUUGAAGAAACACUACCUGAAACGCAACGUGCGGCCGCAAAGGUUUAUGUUAAAACAAUGGAAAGAAUAUUGGAAAGAGGAGACGUCUUUGUUCAAACAGAACAAACUAGAAUAGAAGGCAUAUUAAAAGGAAAGUUAUCGAAUGAAAAGAAACGCACAAUGGAAGAAAAACGUAAUAUUCUACAUUCCUUCUUGUACAGAGACGAAUUAUGA